Peromyscus californicus insignis is the source of this 1021-nucleotide messenger RNA. It is a transcript of the gene Cd86, whose product is annotated as CD86 molecule. The record is from RefSeq and is a predicted model, not a curated record. NCBI's taxonomy places the organism in Eukaryota, Metazoa, Chordata, Mammalia, Rodentia, Cricetidae. The transcript has 6 exons. The coding region runs from base 121 to 975 and encodes 284 amino acids. Gene Ontology annotation, biological process: negative regulation of T cell proliferation; cell surface receptor signaling pathway; immune response. Gene Ontology annotation, cellular component: external side of plasma membrane.
UCUACUUUUUUGGGUUUUUUUUAAGCUUCCACUUUUUUUUCAAGCUCCUGUAGUCCUCGGGAAUGCUACCGUGCUUGUGUGUGUGGUCCUUGAGAGCCGCGGUGGAGAGACGCUGGUGACAUGUAUGUCCUCAAGACAUGUGCAGCCUGCACCAUGGGAUUGGGAAUCCUCUUUGUAAUGGUCUUCGUGCUCUCAGAUGCUGCUCUCCUGAAGAGACAAGCUUAUUUCAAUAGGACUGCGUACCUGCCAUGCCCAUUUACAAAGGCUCAAAAUAGAAGCCUGAGUGAGCUGGUCAUAUUUUGGCAGGACCAGAAAAAGUCGGUUCUGUAUGAGCACUAUUUGGGCAAAGAGAAACUCGACAGCGUGGCUGACAAGUAUCUGGGCCGCACAAGUUUUGACGGAGAUAAAUGGACUCUACGACUUCACAAUGUUCAGAUCAAGGACACGGGCUCAUAUGAUUGUUUCAUACAAGAGAAAACACCCAAAGGUUCGGUUAUCCUCCAGCAGACAGAUACGGAGCUGUCAGUGACCGCUAACUUCAGUGAACCUGAAAUAGAGUCGGUUCCGAAUAUAACAAGACAUUCUGGCAUAAAUUUGACCUGCUCGUCUAAGCAAGGUUAUCCAAAACCUAUAAAGAUGUAUUUUUGGAUAGCUAACUCAACUAAUGAGCAUGAUGAGGACAUGCAGAUAUCGCAAGACAAUGUCACAGAACUGUUCAGCAUUUCCGUUAGCCUAUCUAUGCCGUUCCCCGAAGACGUGUUCAAUGUGACUGUCUUGUGUGUUCUGGAAACUGCGUCUGUGAACAUUGUCUCCAGACCUCACUAUGUAGUUCUUCCAGAGCCCCAAAGUGGUCAAAAGGAAACUUCGUCCUGGAUUGCAGGUGCCAUUGUCGUUAUUGCGGUCUUCCUUGGAUUUCUGCUGCUGCUCCUGGUAAAAAAAUGCCUGAGGAAGCAGGAACAGCCUGGCAUCUCUUAGAAAGAAAUCAAAAUGGAGAGUGAAGAGAGUGAGAGAUUGGAGAAAG